UAGUCGAACUAGGAUUUCACUGCCAAGAACUUUUUUUUUUUUUAAAAGACACAUUUUGUCUUUAAAUUGCGUGUUUUGUACAGUUUAUGUAAAUAGAAGAUGUGAUUUUUUAAAAAUAUUGUGAACAUGAUUCAAUUUCUAACUAUUUUUUCAAUGAAAAAGAUGUUACAUUUCUGAUAUUUUUUUGUUAUUAUUUACGCAUGUCACGGCGAUGGCCAUUGACAUCUAUCGCUGUCAACGGUCGCGAAUGAACAAAAUAUAAAUGAGAAAACGCGAGAAGGUUGGUCAUAAACAACAAUCACGUGAUUCUUGCACUUGGCGGCCGUUCAAUAUUUCCCGGAAAACUUGGAAUUUCUGGUAGAGCGUGCUCGUGCACGUGCCGGACCGCUUGUAUUGUUUUAGUAGUGUAGUAGUCAUGUGAGGCGGUAAGCCAAUGACAUUGGAGCUGUCCCACUGCACCGAGUGCGAGUGCCUUUUUUUCCGCUCACUCAAAAGCCCAAUCAAGUUGUAGUAAGAAGCAACAACAAGGGCGAGGGCCUUUCAAAACAAAAGCACGACUCUUGAAACUCGCGUGUCUGGUCAAUCUAAUUUUUUGAUAAAACUGAAACCGCAUAGGCUACUGAUAGUCUGAACUAAAGCAAAUCAUCAAUUUUCAGAUUUUUGUUAUAUUCAUAAAGAAGGUGGUUAUACUUACAAAUGAUAGAAUAGUCUUUGUCAUGGCCUUGACAAUGAAAUUGGAUGUGCAACGCCAGUUAUUUCCACCUACAAGAUAGAGCAAAAAUGUAAGAUAAAAAAGUAAUAAUGUAAAUAUGGAAUCCCAAAAUAUUUACACAAAGGCAGGGGAUAAAGUAUAACCAGCAUCCAUAAGUACAAUAUGAAGCUACCAGUGAUUAAUUUGGCAGCAAUAUCGUAUUGUGCCUCAGGUAAAUAGUGCAGAGCUAUUAAAUAAAUAUUCGUUUUCCGUAAUGUUGAAUGGCUAAAUUUCCCUAUGAUUAUUCCUGAAUGACGGGGACGUUGACGCCGAAGAAGGAAAAAGUUGUUGCGCUACUUGAGUCCAAGAUUGAAGUAAAGCUCAACUAAUUCCUGUAUUAUCAUUUUGAGCACGCCAAAACUGCCGGUGUCUGAUGCGCACCCGAGCUUAGCCUCAAACGGUAUCAAAAUAAAUAAUAAUAAAUGAGGUUCUAAGUACAACAAAAGAACAACCGACUAACAUGCAUAGCAAAAGUCCGCUAACUUAAAUGCUCUGUUAUGCUAAUGUUUUACCAGGUCGUUUCUGGUGCGCACCAGAUGGUUUAAAUUCAUUUCAUGUCUGUCGAUGUCCCUUUGGGGGCUCCGUAAAAAAGUGCCCCAAACGUAUGGAACCCCAAAAGUAAAUCAUUUCGGGGCACAAAGUGUUUCCUAAAGUGUCCAGUUACAAACGAACACUUACUGUUUGGAUUUUGUACAUUCUCUUUUUGUUCUAAUAUGAAGAAAUAGCCCUCAAUGUCAAUUUAGAAUUCUCAUUUAUUGACAAAGAUGAGGGAACCCUGAAGAACAAGAAACAUAGCUACUUAACCACAGCAUACCAACUUAACUGAAUAAGAGAAAACAGAACAACAAGUGCUAACAAAACUGAUAACAUGAAAUCUCUGUACAUAGGAUAAGCCAAAAUACAACAACAGACACAUAAUUGGCAUUAACAGAGAGUAUACUUACAGAAAUAUGUGUGGAGCACAAUGCAUCAGCAAUACAACUACUAACUCUCCCGGGCCACUAUUAGGAGGAAUAAGAUGACUAUGGAAGAACGCUACCCCCUAGCGGCCGGUGGCAUUCUCUUCAUAAUAAAUGAAUGAAGAGGCUUGCCCAGGCAACAAACUAAAUGAAAGUCCGUGUGUGCUACGUCCUUUUGCUCCGACAUGAGCAGGAGUUACGCAUAAUUAGCAAGUGGUAAGCGUCAUCCUUCCCAGAGCACGUGAAGGCAACACGACCUUUAUUGUCUCAGAUUACCCGGAAGCUGCUCUUCAGUCUCCACCUUCCGGCGGGUAACUUGUCAGGUGUUCGCCGUUUCAACGCGAGACGAAAUCGGCGAUGGCUCCCGAGCCGUCCGCGUCCGGCGGCUGCUCGACGGCGGCCGUUUGUCACAACACCGGUCACGCACCGUAUCCGCGCACGGCACGGCGACAGCAGCUUGCUUCUCCGCGCGUUUGACGUCACGUAACCCAGGAAAGGCGAAAAUGUGGCAGCGGGUGCGUGGCCGCGACGCCGGCGCCAAUUAACCAGGAGCGGGCGGACAGGAGCGGCACCCGGGCGAGGAGAGCUCUGAGGCCUGAAGCUUUUUCGGCCCAUUCAUGGCACGAGAAACCUGUUUGUCUACGAUGAGAGCCGGUGACUGCAGCUCCCAGUCUUAAUGAGCACUAAUGGUGUAUUGACCUCUGGCUGCUCCAAGGCGUGACGGCGACGGACACGCGGUCACGAUGGACGAGGCCGCCAGCCGUCUGGAGCGGGAACACGUGCACGGCGUCUACGAGAAGAUCGCGCCCUACUUCAACGACGGCCGCUACAAAGCCUGGCCCAAGGUGCGGCAGUUCCUGCUGGAGCAGCCGCCCGGGAGCAUCGUGGCCGACGUCGGCUGCGGCAACGGCAAGUACCUCCACAUCAACGAGCGAGCGUUCAAGCUGGGCUGCGACGUCUGUCGCCCCCUGGUGGACUUUGCCGGAGGCCGAGGGCACGAGGUGCAGAUGUGCGACGGGCUCCGUUUGCCGUACCGGGACGGCUGCUUCGAUGCCGUGCUCUCCAUCGCAGUCAUCCACCACUUGUCCACCAAAGAACGUCGUAUCCGAGCAAUAAAGGAGAUGGCCCGCACGCUGCGAGCGGGGGGCCGCCUCAUGAUCUACGUGUGGGCCAUGGAACAGAAACGCCGCAAAUUCGAGAAGCAGGACAUCUUCGUCCCGUGGAACCUCGACGAGCACAGGAAGGUCCGUAGCGCGUCGGCGGCGGCCGACGGCGCCCGCCCGCCGCCGCCGCCGCGCGGUCACUGGUUCUUCUCGCGCUCCAUGGACUCCUUCUUCGACUUCGGGAGCUUGUCCGUCUCCCGCCCCUCGUCCCGGGAUCCCCUGGCCGUCGGCCGGGGCCUCGUCCGACGGUUCUCCGGCUUCUUCUCCCCGCCGUCCGAGGAGGACGUCUUCGGCUCCGAUCUGCGGCAGGGGCCCGAAAAUGAAAAAGGGGAGGGCGGCGCGGCGUUGGCGCGGCAGUGCGGAGCUUACGCCUUGCCCGACCUGGUCUCUCUCCCGGAGACGACGGCGGAGAGCCCCCCCCCGGCCGUCGAACGCCCUCCGGCCAACGGCGCCCGCCUGCGCUACUAUCACGUGUUCAGGGAGGGCGAGCUGGCCGAGCUCGUCGGUCACGUGGAAGAACUGGUCGUCCGCCGCGCCUACUUCGACCACUCCAACUGGUGCGUGGUCGCCGACAAGGUAGACCCGCUCAAAAGAUGACUUUUGCCCAUCGUGUUACGACACCUUUUUAGGGCAUUUUAGCACUCCGUCUGUUUUUGUUUACAAAAGCUUCACACGACCGUUUCAUCUUUUUAUUGGAUUUUUCUCCAGGAGUUUCGGCGCGAGGUUGACCGAUAUGUGAUUUUCGAGGGCCGAGGCCUGCGCCGAUUUCUAAUUCGGCCAAUUGCCCGUGUCUAAAGCCACUUUUUUAAAAAGAUAUUCAAGGCCGAUGCUUUUUUUUUUUUUUUUAAAUUAAAAAAAAAAAAAAAAAGCGUGUUGAAAGCGUCAUUCUAUACCAGGGGUGUCCAAACGUUUUGCAAAGGGGGGCCAGAUUUGGUGUGGUAAAAUUGUGGGGGGCCGACCUUGGCUGACGUCCUUUACGUAGAAUAGUAUAUUUAAGCAAAUUUUAGCAAGCCGUUCCGUGUGUCACAUUGGCUUUAUUAUUUUUUUUUUGAUGAAUAAUUUCCACAAUCUCGCAACUAGCCUUUGUAGCGUACUCUUUCGACUCUCGGGCUCUUGUGAAAUACUGCAGCUGUAAAAUGAAACUAGCUUCAAGUUGCUUCAAUUUCUCGCUACGUAUCUUCCCUGUCAUCUUGUCGUAUAUGUCAGCGUGUCUUGUUUGGUAAUAUCGCCUCACAUUGAACUGUUCAAAAACAGCGACUGUCUUUUUGCAAAUGAGGCAGACACAGUUGUUGCAUAUUUUAGUGAAGAAAUAGUCCAAUUUCCACCUAUCCUUGAAGCGUCGGCCGUCGCGGUCAACUUUCUUUUUGUUAUUGAUUGUCACCAUUUUAGAAAAUUGGAAGUGAAGGCUCACACGGGGUAAGGUAGCUUAGAGUGCUGCUGCCUUUUAGUGGGUAAAUGAGGAGCAGCAUUUAGUGUGUAAGCUACUUCAUAUACUGGUAGCAGUACUGCUGACCAAUUUUUUAAGUCUGUGUGCGGGCCAGACAUUAUUGAUUUUAUGACAGAGGCUGGGGGCCGGAUGAAAUUUGACCGCAUUUGGCCCCCGGGCCGGACUUUGGACAUGUCUGUUCUAUGCAGUAAUUAAGAAGUGACAUUUUUCUUCUGCUACUUCCUUAUUUAGGACACUGGCCACUCGGGGGUGCAAAAUCACCAUUAACAGAGCAUCACCCAAACGGCCAUAAAAGCAGUUAACCUAUUAUUCGGGCCAAUCCUGAAAAAUGCCUGUAUAUCGAUAAAUUGGUUGACCUUCAGGAGAAAGAUCAUUACCCAAACGGUGAACAUACCAGUUAUCCUAUUAUAUGGACCGAUCAGAGGUGGGUAGUAACGCGUAUACUUGAGUAACUUUGAGAAAUGUGUACUCAGAGUAGUUUUAUCACACAAUACUUGAGCAGAUUAGUGAAGAAAAAACACUACUCUCACUCCACUACUUUGGGAUACGCUAGAGUUGUUCCAUUUUUCCUCUUUAUUCUACAUAUCGACUUAAUAAUUGCCGGAGAGGCUGGCAGUAGCUGUCCCAGUUUCGCCAAUGAGACAUCGAAACAAUAACCCCAUCGAACAUUGUUUUUUCUCCACGAGAGGGUACUUAUGCUCUUUGGAUGGGUGAUGUUUCAUAUUGUAGUUCUGCUCUGAAUUCAAUGAUUUUUGUGUCUUCGUUUUGGCCUAACAUGGUCGUGUAAUAGGUUAUAAUACAGUAUAAUAACAGUUCAUUUUGAUGAAGUUGUGCUGAGAAAAAAAUAUACCCUGAUUUAAAAAAAACCAUCUAACAUAAGCAGUUACCCACAGUGUUACCCAUUACUUGAGUAUUCUUUUCAGCGAACACUUUUUUUUACUUGAGUACAUUUUUUUGGAAGACUACUUCUACUGGAGUAAUAUGCUACUCGAGUAUAUUUUUUACCCACCUCUGAGACCGAUCUUUAAAAAAGUCCAAAUGUCGGUCGACAUUCACGAGGAAGGUCAUCGCCCAAACAGCGAAACGGUUAUCCUACUACAAUAUAUUGGCCCGUUUUGAAAGAAGACCGUAUAAUGGCCAACCGAUAUAUCGGUGAACCUUCAUUAAAAAGCUCAUCGCCCAAACACUGAACAAGUUACCCUGUUAUAUUGACCGGACCCUAUAUCAAACCAACAGUGAGCGUGUUAUCCUAUUAUAUCGUCCAAUCUAGAAAACAAAUCCUUUAAAUGGGUCCACCUUUAAUUUUGGCUAGACUAGGGAGGUCAGUAAAUGAGCAUGUUUCAGUGUCAUGGAAGGUAAUAUAUGUCCAAUCCAUUUGAAGUGGGAGGCCGCUUGAAAAUGAACAUUUUUUUAACAGCACAAGCCUUUCAUGCCUUUCUUAUUGGCCAGAAAAAAUGACCGAUGGAACGAGGCUAACGAGAGCAUUAUUUGCCUAUUGAUGACGCAGCAUCAGGAACGCCGAGCUGGGGGAAUCCAACUCGUAAGCUCCGUUUCGCGGAACAACCAACGACUCCGCCCACUUUUUCAACUUUUGAGGAAUACUUGAUGUUUUUGAGAACCAUGUUUGAAGUGGGAAAAAAAAAAACAGAACAGGCAUUUGUAAGCCGUGCAAACCUCAGCAGAGCACACUAGCGGCCGGAGUUGCUCGUCUGAACUUUUAGCCUAACGGUUACCGGGCUCUCCUGUCGCGCCGGCGGCGCGGGUUCGACUCUCCACCUGGACGUGGGGGGCGCUUAAAACCGCUUACACAUGUAUACAUAAUAAAAUAGAAACAUGAUUAAGUACAUAUGCUACAUGAUUAUAAGUGGCAUUACACUGAAUUCAUCUGUACAUAGUAGGGAAGUGGCACAAGUCAAAAUAUUAGGCACACAUGCAGAGCAAAAGCAAUAAUGCUCCCAAUAUUACCCCCCACCCCAAAAAAAAAAAAAAAAAAAAAAAAAAAAUCAAUACUUGAGAAA
This is a messenger RNA of Corythoichthys intestinalis (scribbled pipefish), 6338 nucleotides long. RefSeq names its product tRNA methyltransferase 9B (gene trmt9b). The transcript has 5 exons. The coding region runs from base 2454 to 3470 and encodes 338 amino acids. Gene Ontology annotation, biological process: tRNA methylation; tRNA wobble uridine modification. Gene Ontology annotation, molecular function: tRNA (5-carboxymethyluridine(34)-5-O)-methyltransferase activity; tRNA binding; S-adenosylmethionine-dependent methyltransferase activity. The record is from RefSeq and is a predicted model, not a curated record. Lineage: Eukaryota; Metazoa; Chordata; Actinopteri; Syngnathiformes; Syngnathidae. Gene Ontology annotation, cellular component: nucleus; cytoplasm.